AUGGAUGCUCUCAAGGACAUUGAUCCGUGGAAUACGAACAAGGACGAAGCUCUUUCGGGCAACGAAUGGACGUCAGGGGACGGGGCCGCUUCGAUCGCACCAUUGGCAGAGACUUCCAGGCCUUCGUUGGAUGCAAGCAUCCGUAAUAUAUCCGUGGUUGAGAGCACUGAAGCUAGCGACACGUUAGGGCGGAGUACAUGGGAAGAAGAACUUCCGAGAAAUACAGACAUUUUAUCCGAGGCAACUCUUACUGGCAGUGGUUCAAGCUUAUUAGGCCCGUUUGGAUCUACAGAUUUCUCAGUCACAUCGAGGAACUUCCAAGAGCCCCAUCACAGCCUUGACGAGAACUUAAGUGAUUGGCUCAAAACAGUCAGAGGCACUUACAAACCUUUGGGCCCUGAUAUUGUAGUUAUCGAGCAAUUACCAGAUAAAGAGGGGUUGCUAUUCAAACACACAAACUAUUUGGUGCGUCACUUGGUAGCAUUGCCACAUGCAGAAUCCAAUAACGACCGUAGCGUGAUAAGACGAUACUCCGAUUUUGUGUGGUUACAGGAGGUGCUUUUAAAGCGCUAUCCGUUUCGUUUGAUUCCAGAACUUCCGCCAAAGAAGAUUGGCACUCAGAAUGCUGAUGCUGUUUUCCUCGAACGGAGAAGGAGAGGUCUUACAAGGUUUAUAAACCUCGUGGUUAAGCAUCCUGUUCUUAGCAAGGAUGACCUUCUCUUAACGUUUCUUACAGUCCCAACGGAUCUAUCUGGCUGGCGGAAACAAGCCAUUUAUGACACCACAGAGGAGUUUAGUGACAAAAAGAUAACGCACAGUUUCGUAAAGAUGUGGCAAAAGGAAAUAUCUGAACAGUGGAACGAAUCAGAGGCCACUAUCGAAAAGUCUAUUGAGUUAUGGGUCAAAAUAACUGUAUCUAUGGAGAGGUAUGAGAGACGAGUUAAAUUCAUGGCUAAAGAACGGGCCGCUUUGGGUUCCUUAAUACAUGAGUUCUCUGUUUCAACACCCAAAUUAUACCCUACCGAGCAGAGUAGUACUGUGUUGGAGAUCAACAAUCAUCUAAGUAUUAUUGAGAAACAUCUCAAGGAGACCACAGAACUUUCGAAUGAGAGAACAGCUGAGUAUUCCACAAAUUUGGUGCCCAGCUUCCGGGUCUUUAUAGAUAUCCUAAUUUCACUGAGAGAUCUAUUCGAACGUUAUCGAAUUAUGGCGGGAAAUAAUGUUCCGUUAUUGCAGAGGCGAGUGGAGUUGAAUAAUCAAAAGCUAGAAAGCAUGAAAGAUAAACCAGAUGUCAGCGGGGCCGAAUAUGAUAGAAUAAAAUCAGCCAUUCAGCGGGAUAAGAGAACAAUCGCCGAAGAACUUAACAGAGCCUGGUUGAUCAGAGAAUGCAUAUUGGAGGAAUUCACUAUAUUUCAGGAGACGCAAUUUUUAAUCAGUCGUGCAUUCCAGGAAUGGUCCAAACUUAAUUCAAACUAUGCUGGACGCACCGUGAACGCUUGGGAGAAACUCAGCGAGAAUUUAAUGGACAUGCCUACAUCUCAGAAUUAA
Molecule: messenger RNA, 1548 nt
Organism: Torulaspora globosa
Lineage: Eukaryota; Fungi; Ascomycota; Saccharomycetes; Saccharomycetales; Saccharomycetaceae
Gene: MVP1
Product: Mvp1p
Exons: 1
Coding region: 1-1548 (515 amino acids)
Biological process (GO): protein targeting to vacuole; retrograde transport, endosome to Golgi
Cellular component (GO): endosome
Molecular function (GO): phosphatidylinositol-3-phosphate binding
Source: RefSeq, a predicted model, not a curated record